Molecule: messenger RNA, 855 nt
Organism: Didymodactylos carnosus
Lineage: Eukaryota; Metazoa; Rotifera; Eurotatoria; Philodinida; Philodinidae
Source: the annotation of a GenBank genome assembly
AUGAAAGUGGCUGCUAGUGAUGAUCUUGCCUUGGAAAAAUCCUUAUUCGGUGCUCGUACAACACCAUUGAGCUGCAAUACAAUGAUUUAUAAUUAUGGCCCACCGGGAAUGGUUCAUCAAGAUGAUAACUAUGAAUAUUCGAAUUGUGGUGGUUAUGGUUUAACAAUAAAUGCAAAUUAUCACCGUAUUUAUGAUAGACAUGAUAUACCGGCUGUUCAACUCUAUAAAGUUGGUUCAAUAGCAUAUGCAAAUCCCAAUGAUUUAAAUGGUAAACCAACAGGUUCUGUAUCAGCUGAUCCAGAACGUUGUUGUGUUCCACAUCAAUACACUUCACAAAUUAGUACAUCAACAGGACUGUUACUCCCCGAUGGAAAAACAUAUGCGUCAUAUGCAUAUUAUAAUUAUACGUAUGAUGCUGAUCGUGGAAUGAUUGCAAUGAAAGGUGUUGCAUCUGUUUUACCGAAUCAACAGAAAACAAAUUUAUGGGUUAUUGAAAAUAUGAAAACUGGACAGAUCUAUACGUUUUACGAAGACUUAAAAAGAUGUGACAAAGCAGUAGAAACACUUAGACCAGUUCAAUGCAUAUUAGACACAGCAACUUUUAUACGUUCAUUUACAUAUGGAUACGGCUCAAAAGAAAUUAUUGGUGAUACGUGGCUUAUUCCAGGUGAUGGUUUUAUAAAUUAUGUCACAGUUAGCCGCGAUGGUCUUUGUGUACCAUUGACUUUAUAUGUUUUCUUUCAAAAACCUUCAACACCUUCAAUGGUCAAUUCAAUCACAACAACCGACUUUGUUCCGGAUAUCCUUGAUCCAAGUGUCUUUGAUAUUCCACCGGAAUGUCAAGCACUUCUUUAG